AUGUCGUUCCCUCAAGUGAAGGGCGUUACUUACCAUGGUCCAAAACUUACACCUGCUCAGGCGGUGAUCCUCACUGAACCCGCGAUCAAGUUCGUGGCUGCCCUUCAUAGGACAUUCAAUCCUACUCGAUUGGCGCUCCUGCACGCCCGUCAAGCCUUCCAAAAGCGUCUUGACACACUCUCAUCUCCAUCCCCUUUGACUUUCACCUUCCCGCCCGAAACUGCGCACAUUCGAAAUGACCCUACGUGGAUCUGUGCGCCCCCUGCCAAGGGGUUGGAAGAUAGAAGGGUUGAGAUUACUGGGGGUGUCGGAGAGAGGAAAAUGGUUGUUAAUGCGUUGAAUUGCGGAGCGAAGACGUUCAUGGCUGAUUUUGAGGAUGCCAACUCUCCGACCUUUGCGAAUUUGGUCAAUGGACAGGUGAACCUACGAGAUGCUGUUCGUCGUCAGAUCGAUUUCGAGUCGGGUGGGAAGAAAUACAAGCUUGUUGAGAAUCCGGCCGUUUUGAUUGUCAGGCCUCGCGGAUGGCAUCUGGAGGAAACUCGGAUCCGAAUCGAUAACAAACUCCUCUCCGGAUCCAUAUUCGAUUUUGCACUUUAUUUCUAUCAUAAUGCCAAAUAUCUCCUCGCUCACGAAUCCGGACCCUACUUCUACCUCCCAAAAAUGGAGCACUACCUCGAAGCGCGCCUGUGGUCCGACAUAUUCUACUUUUCUCAAUCAUACAUUGGUAUACCUGUUGGGAGCAUUCGAGCAACGGUAUUGAUCGAGACGUUGCCGGCGGCGUUCAUGAUGGAGGAGAUCUUGUGGGAAUUGAGGGUUCAUUCGAGUGGGUUGAAUUGUGGAAGGUGGGACUAUAUUUUCAGUUUCAUCAAGAGGAGAAGGGCGGAGGGUGGGAACGCUAUUUUGCCGGAUAGGAAGGAUGUGACGAUGGAAGUUGGGUUCAUGGAUGCGUAUGUAAGGUUAUUGAUUAAGACGUGCCAUAAGCGAAAAGUAGCAGCGAUGGGCGGGAUGUCAGCCCAGAUACCUAUCAAGAACGACUCAGCCGCUAACGAACUCGCCAUGUCUAAAGUCCGAGCGGAUAAACUUCGAGAAGUGAGAGCUGGACAUGAUGGAACGUGGAUUGCGCACCCCUUGAUUAGGGUGAUUGCACAAGAUGUGUUCGAUGCGCAUAUGCUAGGACCUAACCAGUAUCAUGUGUUGAGGAACGAGGUUGUGGUUAGGGAAGAAGAAUUGUUGAAUGGAGAUGUGAUAGGAGGAAGGAUCACGGAGGAGGGUGUAAAGGGCAACGUUUUUGCGGCUCUGGCGUAUUGCGCUGCUUGGGUGACAGGGAAUGGAUGUAUCCCUAUCAACGGUCUUAUGGAGGAUGCGGCGACCGCCGAAAUUGCCCGCGUUCAACUCUGGCAAUGGGUUUAUCACGGUGCUCUCCUCGACACCGGCGAACCCGUUACGAAAGCGCUCGUGGAAAAGCACAUCGCUGAGUAUAUCCCCUCCGUGCUGAAGAUUGGAGGUGUGAAGCAGUACCAUGUGGAUAUCGCUGCGAGGUAUUUGUCGGGUGAGGUCGAGAAGGGGGAGAGGAAGGAGUACCCAAGUGAAUUCCUGACGAGCGAUUUGAUGAAGUAUUUGGAUGCGGAGUUUACGGGAGCGAAGUUGUGA
This is a messenger RNA of Cantharellus anzutake, 1650 nucleotides long. Its product is annotated as malate synthase. The record is from RefSeq and is a predicted model, not a curated record. The coding region runs from base 1 to 1650 and encodes 549 amino acids. Gene Ontology annotation, biological process: glyoxylate cycle. NCBI's taxonomy places the organism in Eukaryota, Fungi, Basidiomycota, Agaricomycetes, Cantharellales, Hydnaceae. Gene Ontology annotation, cellular component: peroxisomal matrix; cytoplasm. Gene Ontology annotation, molecular function: malate synthase activity. The transcript is spliced from 8 exons.